CGAACUAGUCCAUAAACCGCCUAGCGCACACCGUCUUUGCUAGCACCAGCCACAGCCUAAUGGCCCUCGCUCCCCCGUUUCUCUCCUCUUCUUUUUCUCGCCUCUGUGACUUUCAUCCCGCCCAAAGCUUCUCCUCGUCCAAAGUAUCCCUCAGGCAGACGGCAUACGAACCAAUCGUCACGCCGUAUUCGUAUCCGACUAUACUAUACGAGUGUUACUGCUUUUGAAUCUCAUGUUGAUCAUACAAGCUAUAACUACAGGCUUGGGAUCUUCCAGGUAGAGACAAUUCACGCAUAUAUUCUCAAACAUCUGUCUCCUGCCUUUUGUAUUGUGCAGAAGAAGAACUUUUUUCUCUUGCACGAGUGGCCCAAAAAUUAACAUCAAGAUUUCAUUCCCCGUCGUUGUGAUUGCCGACGUGAAGACUGCGACGACGAAUUACCGCACCCACUCACCUUCAGACUUGAACGAGGCUAUACUUAGCACUCAGCGACAACCAUAUCAUCAUGGGUAAACUCAGAUCCCAAGAUUCGUCUUCUCCUCCCUCGCGACCCGCCGAGCCAGCAAGCAGUACCUUUCCCCGAAUGGAUCCUCCACCGCCCUACGAAGCAUCGGCAUCCUCUCGCACGAGUUCGGCGCACAGUAACGACAGACUUCAAGACACCUCGAACCGCGAUGCUUCCCCUCCUUCCCAACCGACGCAACAAGAAGGAGCGCAGCCACAAGACCCCACGACGCAACAUAAUCGAGCCGCGUACCAACAAACAAAAGAAAAGCCGGCAGAAGGAUGCUUGACAUUCGGCAAUGGCGCAACAGGGUGUAUGAAUUAUGGCGAUCACUCAGAAGGUUGUAUGAAUUAUGGUGACUAUACGGAUGGAUGUUGCAACUAUAAAUCCCGCAAUGGAUGUAUGCUUUGGAAAGCUACGAAUGGAGGGUACGUGUCUCAGCACAGCUUCGGGCUUUUGGGGAUAAACACCAUUUGCACGGGGCAAAAAACACUGACUAUUUUCCCCCUGAAACAGAUGUUUGAAUUUCAGCACCGACAAGAGUGGCUGUUGUCAGUGCGGAUGAAGGAUGCCUUCUUGUGUUGUACUGAUGUGACGAUUCUAUCACGGACGAUGGUAAGCCUCGGCGCAAAAGGAGGUUGGUUGGCAUUGGACUUUCUACGAUGGUCGCACUACACGUGUGGCCAUGUUCUGUUCGGUCUACAUGAAUAUCUUGGGGGCUUACCUCUAGGAGGAAAGGGGUGAAAUAUACCAUUAUGACAGGAAAUUUUGUUCGUUUUCUUUUAGCAAAUGACAAUAUCAAUCCCAGCAUCCAGUUCACCCUCGGAUGUUUUGAUCGCC
This is a messenger RNA of Exophiala oligosperma, 1343 nucleotides long. RefSeq lists its product as uncharacterized. The coding region runs from base 504 to 1247 and encodes 247 amino acids. The record is from RefSeq and is a predicted model, not a curated record. NCBI's taxonomy places the organism in Eukaryota, Fungi, Ascomycota, Eurotiomycetes, Chaetothyriales, Herpotrichiellaceae. The transcript has 3 exons.